AUGAACAAUCAAUCCGUGUACAAUAAAUUCAGUUCAACGCUGUCUGUGUUUAACAACAAUGCUAAUUUGAACAGUAGCAUUUACAUUUCGGGGGAUAAGAAAUCAAAGUCAAGGACCUCCUUGAACGCCUUGUCUUUUUACAAAUCGAAUGCUUCCGUUUAUGUAAAAAAAGUAGAUAAAACAGACAAAAAAGAAAAUGUGAAAACAUUAAUUCGGUACUUGGGAUGGAAAAAUUAUAGUGGUAGUAUAUCUCCAAAUUUAUUUAAAAACCCUAGUAUGACAGAUUUGAUAAAUAUAUGGAAUUUUAUAUUUAAACAUGUCGACCCGAUGAUUGAAGUGAAUAAAGAUAAUUAUGGGGAAGUCGUGUUAAGUUUUUAUAAAGACAUAGGAUACCCAUAUACCAUAUCAAAGUCUACAUUAGUUGCUCCUACGACGGGUCUUCAAUAUAAUACACAUUUAACUGCAUUGGCUUGGUUAUGUCAACUACUAAUUUUCGAAGCGGAAUGUUUUAAUGAUAUAAAUGAAGAAAAAGAUUUGAAUUUUUCAGAUGACUUAAGUGAAGACAAUGAUAUAAAGAUGGAUGACUUUAUUUUAUAUAGUUACAAAACACACAUAAAUAAAGAAGAGAGGAAUGCAAAUGAUAUGUUAAAUGCAAAACUUGAUAAAGAGAUCAGUAGGCUUGAAAAUGAUAUAAAUACCAAAAAUGAUGAUAUUAUUGAAAAGAAAAAAAAGAUUGAAGAAGUAAAAAUUCACAUAAAAGAAAAUGAUGAAUUAAUUAAAAGAAAUAAAGUGUUAUGUGAAGAAAAUAAAAAAAUAAAAUUAUUAUAUACAAAUAGUUUAGAUGAAACAAAAAAAUUAGAAAAAGAUAUUGAAAUGUGUAAAAAGAAUAAUGAAGAGGAAAAAAACAAAACAGAAAAAAUUUUAGACGAAAUUAAUAAAGUAAAAGAAAUAUUACAAAAACAAACAUUAAACAAAGCACAGUUUUUACAAAUGAAUGAAAAUAUUGAUAAAAAUAAAGAAAAAAUCGAACACAUAAAAAAUGAAAUCAAAAAUUUAAAUAAUGAACAUCCCAACUUAAGUGAAAAAUUAAAUAACAAAAAUAAUGACUUAAAAAAAUUAGCAAAAAAUGUUAACGAAAAAUUAAAUGAAAUUAUGCAAAAUGUUAAUAUGUACAAAAGUAUAUCUAUCUCUCAGUGGACCAAAAUAAACAACAUUAAUAUAAAUAUAGACGCAUUCACAGUUGAUAAUAUGUUAAACAUAAAUUGGAAGGACAAAAAGGCAGACAUAAAAACCUAUAUCGAGCAAGAUGAACACGAAUUAAAGAAUACCCUAAACUUAAUUGACGAAUAUGAGAAGUACAUUACAACAAUGCAAGACCAAAUAAACGAGCUUAAAUCAAACAUUACACAGAAGGAGGACGCGGUUAAAAAAUUAGAAGAUGAAAUUGCAAAGUUUGUGAUCAUGUCCGAGAAAAAGUUGAACCAAAUUGUUUCGCAAAAUGAGAAAAUGCUAGGAGAUGCAAAGGAAAAGAAUAAUAAGGUUAAUCAAGUACUCAAAGAAGUGCUCGAAUCAAAAGAGGAAAAGGAAAACGAAUUUAACCAAGUCAAAAUGGAAAAUGAAAAAAUGUUUAAGGAGAAGUUAUCCGCGCUUCAAAAGGCUUGCGCCCUUUUGAUAGAGUUGAAGAGCUACAGCAAGUCAUAUAUAUCCAUCGUGUUGGACGAAAAAAAAAGAGAGUUAGAGUUGUACAAAGAUCUUCAUAAAAUCGUAACAGAGUGA
Plasmodium malariae is the source of this 1776-nucleotide messenger RNA. Its product is annotated as kinetochore protein NDC80, putative. The record is from RefSeq and is a predicted model, not a curated record. The transcript is spliced from 5 exons. NCBI's taxonomy places the organism in Eukaryota, Apicomplexa, Aconoidasida, Haemosporida, Plasmodiidae. Gene Ontology annotation, biological process: attachment of mitotic spindle microtubules to kinetochore. The coding region runs from base 1 to 1776 and encodes 591 amino acids. Gene Ontology annotation, cellular component: Ndc80 complex.